Messenger RNA from Nicrophorus vespilloides, 941 nucleotides. RefSeq lists its product as uncharacterized. The transcript has 4 exons. NCBI's taxonomy places the organism in Eukaryota, Metazoa, Arthropoda, Insecta, Coleoptera, Silphidae. The coding region runs from base 6 to 941 and encodes 311 amino acids. The record is from RefSeq and is a predicted model, not a curated record.
UCUAGAUGUGGAUUCAGGUUGUCUCUUAUAUAAUACAAGAGGACAUGCCGUUCCUUUGGCCGACGAUUGGUUAUCUGUCGAAGACUACAGCUCUGCGUGAACUCGUCUGCGGAAUAUUGGCCAUCAGGUUCAUGUGCAUCGUGUACGCCAUCAUAUUGGUGCCUUACGUUGCGGCCGGAUUCAAGGAACUUGCCCGAAUGCCCAAGCACAUUUGCAGCGCCAUCAACGGUAUUUAUCUGCUGUACAUAAUGGUCACCGAAUGCCUGAGAGAAAUCCCUAUUAUGGUGCCGUUGUACUAUCUAGCGUUCGCUCUGAUUUGCUUCCUCUACAUGUCCGUUUGCAUGAAAUGCAUUUUGAUGGGUUUGAUGGAGGCUUUCCCAUUGAUUUAUCGUUUGAGAAACUCCCUGAGGAUCAUCUUCAUAUUCGUGUGGACCUCCGUUUCCAUAGCAAUCAUCUACGUGGACGUGCUCAGAUUGAUGUACAUCAUCCAAUUGAGAAUCUUCUACGUCGUCAGCAUGGUUCUGCUGAUCUUCUCGGCGAUGGGUCUCGGGAUCUACGGAUUGAACCGGAUCGACGGUGAUUACUACUUUCUGCACAACAAACACUUCUUCGCCAUUAAAAACUUGAAGAUAACACUCGUAUUCCUGCUGAUGAUUUCCAUUGCUUUCAUCUUCGAAAUGUACCGAACUUACAACCAGUCUGUGUACAUCUUUUACAUGCUUGCGUUAAUCUGUUUGAUGCCAAUACCCAUAGGCGCUUUUUUAAAUCGCAAACACGGUUGCAACAUUUCUCCCGAUUGGACUCCCGUACAUUCGACUAUGAAAGCCCGAAGAUUGUUCAACACGAAGAACAUGUACGUAUAUCGACAGGAAAAAGCGUGCAUGCACGUCUGUCUGAAGAACGACGAGCGGCUGAAGAGAGAAAUCGCUUCAAUGCUUUAA